This is a messenger RNA of Onychostoma macrolepis, 1138 nucleotides long. RefSeq lists its product as uncharacterized. NCBI's taxonomy places the organism in Eukaryota, Metazoa, Chordata, Actinopteri, Cypriniformes, Cyprinidae. The record is from RefSeq and is a predicted model, not a curated record. The transcript is spliced from 4 exons. Bases 132 to 947 code for a protein of 271 amino acids.
CUGACGUGUUCCCAGUUCCUCGAUUUUCAUAUGAUGUCGAGUACAGGCUAGAAGCUGGAAAUGCAAUCUAUGAAAACAGUGGAAAGUUCUUGAAAUUAACAAAAGGCCAAAAACAUGACAUUCUCGAAAAUAUGGCCAAGGCAAUGCACAGCUUUAAGGCUUACCCCAGCGACAAAGAAGUAGCUAAAGCUGCUGAUGCUCUUGUUUCUCAGCACCCCUGCCUCAGAGAACCAGGAAGUCAAUGUGGUUGGUAUGGCUGGAAGACAAGUUUAAAGUUUAAGAUGGGCAACUAUCGCUUAAAACUCAGCAGAUCUGGUUGUGAAGAGGUGGCUGUGAACUCAGGAAAGAGAAGCCAAAGUAACCAAGAGAGUGAGUGUCCUCACUCAAACAUCAAAAAAGCUCGUCGAGCUGAGGUAAACUACCUACCCAAUUUUCCAAAAGGAGAGAAUGCUGAAAGCUUGGAAAAACAAAGAUUGCAAAUAAUUGAGGAAGUGUCUAAGACCGAAAGAAACCAUGGGCUGAUAGAGAGACUCAUGCAAAGUACCUUUGCUCUGCGUCGCAAACAGAUAGUGGUUGAUAACCCAUCACAACCAGUGAAGUCAUUUUUGGAAAAGUGGCCUGCUCUUCGUUUGGAAUCUCAGAUUGCUGCAGAAUUCCACAGAAUUACUAAUAUCAGUUUGAAGAACAAGUUCUAUGCAGAGCUGGACAAACAUACCCUUCAAUUGUUGGCUGUUUACAGGCAGAAGGCCGCCCGCACUGGCAAGGCAGCAGAAGCACUGAGAAGAAUCUUUAGUGCCUAUGAUCGUCUGGAGCCAAACGAUAUUAACAACAGGCGUACAGCUGCACUUCGAGGCCUCCUGUGUACUUGCGUGAAGAUGACUCUUUGUUUUUCAAGAUGUGGAAUACUGAAGAGGUGGAUGAGCCAGACAUUGCAGAUUCAGCCGUAGCUCUUGUCAGCAUGGUGAAUGGCGACUCAAGUUCCACUGUUCAGUUUGACCCUGCUGGGUUUGCCAUUGCGCUGGAAGGUGACAUUGUUCUGAGGGACAUUUGCAGGUUGGCUGAUGCUUUUCUUUUGAUGUUUGGUUUGAUAUAUGCAUUACAUCUCGACUAUCCAAAAGAGCUGACCCACACCUUCAAC